This is a messenger RNA of Geodia barretti, 414 nucleotides long. Lineage: Eukaryota; Metazoa; Porifera; Demospongiae; Tetractinellida; Geodiidae. The record is from the annotation of a GenBank genome assembly.
AUGACGACAGAACGACCGGCAAGUCCGGGUCCACGCCCGGCAGGGCCCGGCGGUCCGAGACCGGCAGCAGGCGGAGGAAGACCGCCGUUCAGAGGCGGUGGUGGGUGGUGGAGGACAAGGCGGAGGCCAGGGUGGCUUUCAGCGCAGACGCGGCAGGCCUCGCUUUUAUGCGCGGCGCAAGAUUUGCACCUUCUGCGUGGACAAGGUGAAGCACAUCGACUACAAGGAUGUGGGCAGGCUGAGGCGCUUCAUAUCGGACCGCUCCAAGAUGGAGGCUCGGCGCAAGACGGGCGUGUGCUCGAAGCACCAGCGCGCGUUGUCGCGGGCGAUCAAGCGCGCGCGCAUACUUGCGCUUAUCCCUUUCAGCCCGGAUCACAGAAUGCCCGGCGGCGGCUACGCUGCGUAGCGUCUUGA